Molecule: messenger RNA, 1064 nt
Organism: Ruditapes philippinarum (Manila clam)
Lineage: Eukaryota; Metazoa; Mollusca; Bivalvia; Venerida; Veneridae
Exons: 9
Coding region: 68-943 (291 amino acids)
Biological process (GO): protein ubiquitination
Molecular function (GO): ubiquitin-protein transferase activity; metal ion binding
Source: RefSeq, a predicted model, not a curated record
GGCAGGAGGACACAUAAAGAUUUACAAGGGGUUCAUACUGUCAUAAUUGCUGGAUGUAUCGGCAAGUAUGGCGGAAAAAAAUGCAUGGACACAAGCUUUACGAUUUCUUCGACAGUAUUUAAAAGGCCUUGAAGAUAUUUCCACCCGGUACGGGCUAUCCAAUGAACAUGUCGCUCUUGUGACAUUUGGUCACGAAACAAAAGUACAACAGCGGUUAACAAAUAACUACAAGACAUUGCGACAGCUUGUUGAAAAUCAGCGGCUUGGAGGACCAAGUCCACUAUAUGGAGGGUUGGUGUUAGCUUUAGGAACUGCAGGAUCACCAGAGCGUCAUAUCGAGGUUGUAAACCACGUUACAGUAUUUACCAAAGUGAUAAUUAUUACGGACGGUCAACUUACAGAAGUGGGCCAAUAUGAAGGACCGGAUAAAGCUACGGGAGAUUUAAGCGAAACUAAAGCAAAGUUAGUGCAAUGCAUGGAAGAAUACAAAAGCAAUCAUAUUGACACGUAUUUUGUCAAAGUUGGAAAACCAAGCGAAGACACACGACAGUUUACCGAUUUAAUGAUGGCUAUAGUAGAUGGCAAAAGACUUGAUUUCAAAUCUGGUACACAGUUUUCAAGACGCCUGUAUUUAACAACAAAGAUACAAGACCCACUUGGUUUAAUAGAAUUACCAUUUUCACUGUUUGGGAACUCAGGAGAAGACUUUUCCGAAGAAGAUAAGCGUAUGAUUGCUGAAAUCAAAAAUGAUGCUCGAAAGAAUUUACUUGCUACUAUGGUUAGCAAAGGAAAACAAAACAUGUAUAGGGAGAUUAAGGAUAGCAAAUUUCCACCAAUAGGAAGCCGUGUACGUAGAGGACCUGACUGGAAAUGGAACAUGCAAGAUAGCAAUGGCCCUGGUACAGUGACAGGGCAUGAUGAUGGGGAACAAGUAUGGGCUUGAAUGGGACGAAGAUGGCCACCAUAAUGUAUACAGAUAUGGGAAACCAGGUUAUGAUGUCCUUAUUUGUCGACGAACCUCGGAAACUCAGGUUUGGACAAGAAAUCGCAGUCGGUUGUGUUGU